Messenger RNA from Eimeria mitis, 753 nucleotides. RefSeq lists its product as uncharacterized. The record is from RefSeq and is a predicted model, not a curated record. NCBI's taxonomy places the organism in Eukaryota, Apicomplexa, Conoidasida, Eucoccidiorida, Eimeriidae. The coding region runs from base 1 to 753 and encodes 250 amino acids. The transcript is spliced from 3 exons.
AUGAGCGGCAGCAGCAACACCGGCAGCAGCAAAAACUACCGCUCGCAGCAGCAGGGGCAGCUGCAGCAGCAUUAUGAGCGGCAGCAGCAACACCGGCAGCAGCAAAAACUACGGCUCCAUCAUCAGCAGCAGCAGCAGCCACAGCAGCAGCAGCAGCCACAGCAGCAGCAGCAGCAGCAGCAGCAGCAGCAGCAGCAACUGCUGCUGCUGCUGCCCCCCCAACCUCAACUCUGCUAUCUCACCCCAAUGUCUAUCCCCCUAAUCACCUGGGAGGCCCCAGAGAGACAGGGGCCCCCCGGGGGCCCCGAUGCAGCAGCAGCAGCAGCAGCAGCAGCAGCAGCAGAAGCAGCAGCAAAUCCACUGCUGCAGUUAUCUCUAGACGAAGUUAUUGAGAGGGAGAGAAAGAGCCGCAACAAACAGAAGCAGCAGCAGAAGCUGCAGCAGCAGCAGCAGCAGCAGCAGCAGCAGGAGCAGCAGCUGCUGCAGCAACAACAGCAGCAACAGCAGCAGCAGCAGCAACAGGAAGAGGAGGAUUCUCUUUCGGAGCCCCCUCGUCGACGCGUGCUGCUGCGCCCCAGCCCCUGUGCUGCUGCUGCUGCUGCUGCAGCAGCAGCAGCAGCAGCAAACUCAGGGGGGCGCUGGCUGCAGCUGCUGCGGGCUGUCUGCGUGGAGGCCCUCAGUAUACCCGAUGCAGGCUGGGACGCCGUCAGGCUGCUGCAGCAGGAUGAACCAGUGUUGUUGCUGUUGUUGUAG